Molecule: messenger RNA, 2909 nt
Organism: Coregonus clupeaformis (lake whitefish)
Lineage: Eukaryota; Metazoa; Chordata; Actinopteri; Salmoniformes; Salmonidae
Product: ras-related protein Rab-6A
Exons: 8
Coding region: 388-1014 (208 amino acids)
Molecular function (GO): GTPase activity; GTP binding
Source: RefSeq, a predicted model, not a curated record
CAUAUUAGGUUGUGACAAACUUCCUCUGAAACGGCUACCUAGCGAUGGAGUGGGAGUGCUGAGGUAGUUAGUUAGCCAGGCAGGCAGUGAGUCACAAACAAUUCAGCUGAGUGUUUGAGAGUCCGGUAUUUACUAGAUAGUUAUUUAGCUACGAAACUCACCGACUGCCAGUCUAGCCAAGAAACUGUUAGUUUAGGAGCAUUGCUAAUGCUAGCUAGCUAGUUAACUUAGUUCUUACGGCACAAACCCCUCAACUUGUCAACUCAACUGGCUAGCUAGUAAGGAUUUAACGUUAGCUAGCUCACUAAAGUAAGGGAUAGUGUGUUUUUCCCACACUGUGGGCCACAGUCUACAACUUGUAUUUGCCUGCCUAACAAUAUUGCAGUCAUGUCCGCGGCAGGAGACUUCGGAAACCCUCUAAGGAAAUUUAAAUUGGUCUUUCUUGGCGAACAGAGCGUGGGGAAGACUUCAUUGAUUACCAGGUUCAUGUACGACAGCUUCGACAACACCUACCAGGCCACAAUAGGAAUAGAUUUCUUGUCAAAAACCAUGUACCUCGAAGACCGAACAAUCAGGUUGCAGCUGUGGGAUACGGCUGGGCAGGAGCGUUUCCGUAGCCUCAUCCCCAGUUAUAUCCGAGACUCUGCCGCCGCUGUCGUAGUAUACGACAUCACAAAUGUCAACUCUUUCCAGCAAACCACAAAAUGGAUUGAUGACGUCAGAACGGAGAGAGGAAGUGAUGUCAUCAUCAUGCUGGUGGGAAACAAGACGGACCUUGCAGACAAAAGGCAAGUUGCUAUUGAAGAGGGUGAGAGGAAGGCCAAAGAGCUAAAUGUAAUGUUUAUUGAGACUAGUGCUAAAGCAGGUUACAACGUCAAGCAGCUGUUCCGGCGCGUGGCUGCUGCCCUCCCUGGCAUGGAGAGCACACAGGACAAGAGCAGAGAAGACAUGAUUGACAUAAAGCUGGAGAAGCCCCCAGAACAGCCCGUCAGCGAAGGAGGCUGCUCCUGCUAACUCCUGCUAACUCCAGCCUCUGUUUAUCACGCUCUUCCCAUCCCUCUGUUUCUCUCUCUCUCCUGCGCUUUGUUCUUGAUCUUUCUCGCCCUGGCUUAUUCACUCCCCCUAUUGGCCUCUAUACUGUACCUUUCCUCUCUGCUUCACUGCGCUCCCUCUCUGAACUCCUUGAUUCCUAACUCCUUCACCGCAGCCUGAAAGAGAAGAACACUACCUGUCCAUCAUCCUUGUUGUCGUGGAAACCUGCUCUCUCGCUGAGAUGACCUUAAGCUUAACAAGCAAAAAGUGGAUGUGAAUGCUAUUAUAUUUCAUUUGAACUUUCACUCUACUUUGGCAAUCAAAAAGGAAAUUAUUUAUUGUUAAAAAAUAUUCAAGCACUGUAUCCUGUUUUUCUGUAAAAUGCCAUGCAAGUGACUCGUUCCUACGUCAUACUUCCGUGUUCAUAUCCCUGGUCUUUUACAUGGGCUUCAAGAUAAUAUCUUCAUAUUUAUGAAAACACGGAUAUAUUAGGCUUUGUGGAUGAAAUUAAUUCUGCCAGAUGCCUUUUAUGACAUUUUUGAAGAUUGAAGACUAUUUAAAAGGCCUAGAAAAGUUCAAAAACUACAAGGUUACUUGCUGCGUCACUUGCAUGGGUAUACUCUGUGGAAAUGGUUGGUUGGACAGUUGUCAAAAAUGAUGGCAGCAUGUGCGGAACCUAGACUUCAGUCAUGGAUACUGAGUGGAAUUUUUCUGCCAUAAAUGGGUUCUGAAUGGAUUAUUACAGCUCAGCAGCCCCCAAGAAUAUCACUCACUCAGUGACAGGUAAAAGUUGAGCAUACCAACCUUUCCUUUUUUCGCCGGUCCCACCACAGAGUAGCCACACAGUGUCACUCCACAGAAGCAUGGUAUGACAACACAAUGUAGGGAAACUACAAGAACUCACACACACAGCAUCAUGACACAGUCCCACCACAAUAACGUAAAGUAACAACAAUAAAACACAAGGGCAGUCUCACUACCACAACACGACCGUCCUUAAUUUCUCCCAUUGUCCUCACAAAUGAAUAAAAACUAUCUUCAUCUUGGCUGCCAUUUUCUAUUAUAUCUCUUGCUUAGAUCUUUACUUUUUUGUAAAGAGUACAAUUAUUAUCAUAGAUGAAAAGAUAUUGCUUUGGAGAACGGUAGUGUUUGUGAAAUGAUUUUAGAAUGUUGAGAAGUAUAUUCAACACAAACCCAACUUCGUUAGAUAUGCAGACAUGCCUUUUUAACAGUUAAUUGUAGAGGGCUUCCAUGGUUUUGGGAUUUCCUGGCUUUGUUUGGUUUAAUGUUAUAUCGACACUUUAGAGGUAUAAUUUUUAAUUUUUUGGUUUUGAUCUUUUGUUAAUGAGAAUUAUCGUACAUGUUCAUUCAGUCCACAAUGACUUGUAAUAUUUAUUUAUACUGGAUCAUGUUUCUUUUUUAUUACUGUUAAUACUAUCAUUCUUGGGAUGAUCCCUAAAUGGCUAAUAGAGUAUUUUGUCAACCACCUGAUUUUCAAACAUGACCUCCAGCUCUUCUGGUGAUGUCACUACCCCACUACUCCACCCAAAAUGAUGAUUUGAUUCAACUGAAAAACAAUAGUGCAAUGUUUUUUUGUGUAUGUUUCUGGAGGAAAGUCCACAGUUUUUUGGUAGCGUCUUGGUCCGUAACCUUUUAUCUUUGGAAUGGUUUUAACUGGAGGUUGGAGGUAAACUGUCUGUGCUGCCACAAGCUCAUAAUUUGCACUGCUAGAAUUCAUCAGUGUCUUAUCGUCAUCCCCAAGAAAGGUCUGCAUUUAGUAACUGAAAUGUCCUUUUUUGAUGGUUGAAUAAAUAGAUAAAUGCUAGACAAGGAAAGCUGCAAAGCGUGCCUAGUCUAGUUAUUUCCUGUCAACUUGG